AUGUCUGGACGUGGAAAGAAACAAGCAGUGGCUGGCAACCCUGGAAGUGGAGCAAAGAAGAGCAAGUCGUCCAAGGCAGGUCUGCAGUUCCCUGUGGCCCGUGUCCAUGGACUCCUGAGGAGAGGGAAGUACGCAGACAGGAUUGGCUCUGCCACUGCCGUCUGCCUGGCUGCGGUGAUGGAGUACGUGACAGCAGAGGUGCUGGAGCUAGCGGGGAACGCUGCGCGUGACAGCAGGAAGGUGAAGAUCCUGCCCAGGCACAUUCAGCUGGCUGUGAGAAGUGAUGAUGAGCUGAACAAGCUCUUUGCCUGUGUGACCAUUCCUCAAGGCGGGGUUAUGCCAAAUAUCCUUUCUCAGCUCCUUCCAAAGAAAUCUAGUGGAAGUGUUGCUUCUUCUCAAGAAUAUAGGGGCAGCCAGUGA
Molecule: messenger RNA, 420 nt
Organism: Lonchura striata (white-rumped munia)
Lineage: Eukaryota; Metazoa; Chordata; Aves; Passeriformes; Estrildidae
Product: histone H2A
Cellular component (GO): nucleosome
Molecular function (GO): protein heterodimerization activity; DNA binding; structural constituent of chromatin
Source: RefSeq, a predicted model, not a curated record